UACAAAGCUGGGCUGGAGGGUAGAAUCAUUUUCACCCACCAAACAGGAGGAGGCGAAAGAAACUUCUUAGAGAGAGAGGACUCCAUGACAUCGAAGCUGCAAGCUCUAUGGAAUCACCCCGCAGGACCCAAAACCAUUCACUUUUGGGCACCGACAUUUAAAUGGGGAAUAAGCAUAGCAAAUAUUGCGGAUUUCUCUAAACCACCAGAGAAGCUCUCAUAUCCUCAGCAAAUAGCGGUUACAUGCACUGGACUUAUUUGGUCACGUUACAGCACUGUAAUCACUCCUAAAAACUGGAAUCUUUUGAGUGUAAAUGUUGCAAUGGCUGGGACUGGUCUUUAUCAACUUUCACGUAAAAUAAGGCAUGACUACUACUCCGAGGAAGAGGCUGCUGUUGCGAAACAAUGAUGACGAAAUCUUCAUAGCCUCCUACAUAGUGGAGGGAUCAGGCCACGUUUAUUCCUUUCCUCAAAGUUGAUUGAAUUUCAACUUCAACAUAUGAUAUGCUCUGCUUUUGGAUUCGUAACUGGAUCUUGAUUGUCAUUUUGCUUGUAAAGCGAAAAGAAAUUAUGCAAUUCAACUAGAAAACUUUCAGAAUUUGCUAAUAAAGUUAGAUGGUUUCUCUUUACUUGUUUGA
Molecule: messenger RNA, 637 nt
Organism: Carica papaya (papaya)
Lineage: Eukaryota; Viridiplantae; Streptophyta; Magnoliopsida; Brassicales; Caricaceae
Product: mitochondrial pyruvate carrier 4
Biological process (GO): pyruvate import into mitochondria
Cellular component (GO): mitochondrial inner membrane
Source: RefSeq, a predicted model, not a curated record